Molecule: messenger RNA, 2702 nt
Organism: Drosophila mojavensis
Lineage: Eukaryota; Metazoa; Arthropoda; Insecta; Diptera; Drosophilidae
Product: mediator of DNA damage checkpoint protein 1-like
Exons: 8
Coding region: 160-1980 (606 amino acids)
Source: RefSeq, a predicted model, not a curated record
GUACUGGUGGCUACCAACCCGACAACAGUGGCGCCUAUACUGGAGACACCAAUACCGGUUUUCCUGGGGCAAUCAAAUACACAUCAGGAGCCGGACCCACUGGACCACCAGCUCCACCAUAUGUGCAUAUAGUUGGACCUGAGGGCGGCUUCGGCGGCAAUGGAGGCAAAGGCGAUGGCGGCGGAUUCGGUCCCAACGGACCCGGCGGACCAAAGGGACCUGGCGGACCCGGCGGACCACGCGGACCAGGCGGACCAAAGGGACCCCCCGGCCCACCCGGACCACCAGGACCACCCGGACCUAACGGACCCGAUCGUCCAGGACCUAAAGGACCAUUCGGCCCACCAGGACCUCCCGGACCACCCGGUCCCACACGUCCAGGCCCACCCGGACCACCCGGCCCUCAACGUCCAGGCCCACCAGGACCACCAGGACCUCCCGGCCCACGUCCACCAUACAAGCCAGAUGAUCCCAGAUAUUCGAACAAGGAUCCCGAAGCUUACCUGCCGCCAGUUGAGGGUCCCGGCUAUCACUAUUAAUACGGAAAGACCAGUAAAAGGCAUUACAAAAGUACCAACGGGUAAUAUAAUUACACCUAAGACACCCACACAAGCACCCACACGCAGACCAACACCAGCACCGACACCGACACCCACACCAUACAAACCAAUACAGCCACAACCGCCACACUUUGUCAACACUCCGAAGCCGGUGCCCGUGGUACCGAUCGAACCAAUACGACCAACGAUCAGUGUGCCGACAUAUAACCCAUCGACACCCAGGCCAUUUGAGCCAGCACCGACCAACAGACCGACUGCCCGACCACCCAUUUACAUUGAACCGAAGCCGGUGAAACCGGUUUACGUUGACCGAACGCCAAUCACCAGCAAGAAUGUAACUCCACGUCCCUCUCCCCCAUUGCAUGUGACGUCGCAACCGCCAAGCAGCGAAACCUGCGUUUGUAAUGCCGAUAAGCCGCACUCUUCAAAGCCAACCUAUACCUCCUCCGCAUCCUAUCCCAACUCGAAUCCGGCCUCGGUCGACUUUAACAAACAAUUCACCGGCUUCAAUGGAAACCCGAAUUUCGGCAGCAUAAUGAACGCCAUGUCACUAACCCAACUGCCCGUCGUGCCACAGGCACCUGGCCUGCCGGCCUUCUAUCCACCCGACAAGAUUCCUAAGGGUGCUGUGAUCGCCUUCAUGCCCGUGGUCAUACUGCCAGCGGAGUACUACGCCAAUUGCGAUGACAAUUCGAUUCACACGCCAAACAAAUAUCAAACUGUUGAUCCCUUCCCACUGGGUGUCCAGCCAGCCACGAUACCGAGCAGCUUCAGUGUACACUCAAUUUUCUCGGGCGCCGGACCGAAGGAUCAAUGCAUGUGCCCAUGCUCCUGCACCCAGAAUCUGGACAAAUAUCACAAGAAACGCGAGGCUAAUCCAGCAGACGCGCCCGAGGUGACAGCGACUGUUGAGGAGAACGUCAAGCCAGUGGAACCUGUUGCUGAAGCUUCCACGCCUGUAGAAGUUAAGGCUGAGGCACCAGUUGCUGCUGCUGCCACGCCUGUAGAAAUCAAGGUUGAGGCACCAGUUGCUGAGGCAUCCACACCAGCUGAAACCAAGGCUGAGGCACCCAUUGCUGAAGCUUCCACCCCAGCUGACACCAAGGUUGAGGCACCAGUUGCCGAGGCAUCCACACCAGCUGAAGUGAAGGUUGAUGCACCCAUUGCUGAAGCUUCCACCCCAGCUGAAACCAAGGUUGAGGCACCCAUUGCUGAAACCAAGGCUGAGGCACCCAUUGCUGAGGCAUCUACCCCAGCUGAAGUGAAGGUUGAGGCACCCAUUGCUGAGGCAUCCACGCCUGUAGAAGUCAAAGCUGACGCACCCGUUGCUGAGGCAUCCACGCCUGUAGAAGUCAAGGUUGAGGCACCCGUUGCUGCUGAGACUAAGGUGGAGCCUGUGGCAGAGUCGACAACGAACUAGAGACACUGCAAUUGACGUCUGAACGUCUCCGAAACUCCCCUCAAAUGAUCCCAGUUCCCGCCUACCUCCCGCUCCCAGCACCACCUGUAAUCUCUGCACUACUCCCGCAAUCCGCAGUACCUCAACUAAUCCCAAUUGGCCAGUUAACCAGCGUAGUCUAAGUGUUUUUAUUAACGAGAUAAUACUCUCAGCCAGUAAAGGUUAAAAAAAAAGAUGUAAGAAAAAACAUAAAAAAAGAACUAAAAUGCAAAAUAGAAAAGAAUAGAAAAUAGAGAAGGAAUCAAGUGCCCAUUGAAUGUGUUCAUUUAAUUUGCUUUAAAGAAAAAAGAAGAAACUAAUUUUUUGUUCUUGCUGUAAUCGAAAUGCACUCUAAGCUUCCUGUCAACUAUCAGCCGGGCCAAGACUAUUCCGGACUCGGCUAAAUCUUUUUCUAUUUACUUAACUCUUUUGCAUCUUGAUAUUUGGCAGUGGCGAAAAUAGAAGGAAAUGAGAAGAGAAUUGUGAAAAAAAAAAAAACGAUGGAAAUCCAGUAAUUGUUUGUGACAUGUUGUUUAUUAUGCAUUUUUAUAUAUAUCUAUGUAUUAAUUUGUAUUUUGUUCGCCUUCUUUAGAUUUUAGUUGAUAGUUUAUUUAAUUUCUAUUCUAAUAAUGCUUGAAGCGGAGAAAUGAAUUGUUAUGUCGAAUGUGAAAUUAUGAAAUUAAAUAAAAUGUAAGAAAAAUCAA